GAAAGAGAGAAAAAGCAACAAGCAUGUAACUAAAUAGCAGCAACAUUAAACAUUAAAUUAAACCCGUUGACCGUUUCUUUGCCUCCAAAAUCCAUAACGGUAACCUACCUCUCAUUCUUCCCUUCUUUUUCUCUCUUUCAUUUCCUCUGCCCCCAAACACCGAAACCCAACCACAAACCAAACCAAACCAAAAAUUCAACCCAAUUGCGACUCCAUCCAUCACCCAACCCCUGUUUCCACCCCCCCAAUGCACCGCCAUGGCACGCCGGAAAACGCUGACGAUGGACUGGGACAGCCUCAGCGACGUUGACGACGACGACGCCUUCUUCGAGUCUUACAGCCGCCUCUCCACCGCCGUUCCCGUGGACCUCGCUUCUUCCUCUGACGAUGACGACGAUGACGACGACAAAUUCGACGACCCCCGCAUGUCCUUUGCCUCCGCCGUCUCCUCUGUUCACCCGCGAAAAAACAGAGCCCCUUCCCCCACCGACGCCGACGCCGACGCCGCCCCCGAUUACGGCAUAUGGAUGGCCGCCCCGACCUCAAUCAACGAACGCCGAAAACGAUUGCUCCACGGCAUGGGCCUCGACGACGACAAAGAGUUCUCAAAAAACCCCAGCAUGAAGCUUAACCAAACAAUUUCAAUUAAAGAAUACACUCUUCCCUCCUCCAACAUUAACUCCAAUACCCCCGAGAAAAAGCCAACAAUUUUGGUUACUUCCGCGCCGGUUACCGUCGCACCUCCAAAAUCCUCUGUUUCGGCAGAGAAGAAAACAGAGCACUCUCAAUCCUCUGUUCACAUAGUCCCAGUCCGUUCCCGCUCCGAGGGCGACAUCGAGUUGUUCUCCGUGGAGAGGUCGAGAAAGGAGGAUUUCAUCGGGAAGGUGUCGAAGCAGCGCCUGAGGCGGACCGCCACCGCGGUGGCGAUCCCGCGCGCCCGAACCACAGCCCGAAACCGAGCGAUCACGCGGGACUCCGAAAAACGGAGCGCGGUCAAAGCGGAGGACUCAGCAGUGGGAGCGUUCUUACUGAUAAAGAACCUGGACACGGGAACGGAGUUCAUCGUGAACGAGUGCGGCGAGAACGGAGCGUGGAACAGGCUGAGCGACUUGCGAACGGGGAAGCAACUAACGAUGGAGGAGUUCGAGAGGACGGUGGGGAAGUCGCGCGUGGUGAGCGAGCUGAUGAAGCGCGGCAACACGGACCGCAAGCUCUCCUCGUCGACCUCGUACAUUUCGAGGAGUCUGAGGCUGAGCAAGAAGAGGGGCGCGGCGUUUCUGAAGAACAUAAGAGGCGUGGCGAGCGGGUUCAUCGGGGAGCGCGAGAGGGACGCGGUGCACGUGGUGGCGGUGCCCGAGGCGAGGAGCCAGUGGGUGCGCGUGCGCCAGAGCGGGAAGUCGCACAAGGAGCUCUCGGCGCUGCACCUGUGCCAGGAGCUUCGGGGUCACGAGGGGUGCGUGUGGGCCAUUAAGUUUAGCUUCGACGGGCGGUACCUCGCGAGUGCGGGGGAGGAUAGGGUGGUUCGCUUGUGGGAGGUGCAGGAGUGUGAGGUUAUGUCGUUGCGGCCUGAGGAUGGGAGCCUCACUCCUCUUCACCCCUCGCUGCUUGCUUCUAACGAGUUUUCUUCUCCCUUCGCCUCUGACAAGAAGAAGAAGGGCAAAUUCGGAAGCAAAAGAGGACCUGCUGUUCCUGAAUAUGUUCAUGUUCCGGAAACUGUUUUCUCGCUUUCCGAGAAACCAUGUUGCUCUCUUCGCGGACAUACUGACGAUGUUUUGGACUUGGCAUGGUCUAAAUCUCAGUUACUUCUAUCAUCUUCAAUGGAUAAAACGGUCAGAUUAUGGGAUUUGGAAACUAAGACUUGCUUGAACACGUUUGCCCAUAAUGACUAUGUAACCUGCAUACAAUUCAAUCCAAUCGACGAUGAUUAUUUCAUAAGUGGUUCGCUCGAUACCAAGGUCAGGAUAUGGAGCAUCUCUGAACGCCAAGUUGUGAAUUGGAUUGAUAUCCAUGAAAUGGUUACCGCAGUGUCCUAUACACCUGAUGGUCAGGGUGCUCUUGUUGGUACCCAUAAAGGGAGUUGUCGUACAUAUAGUACACAAGAUUGUGUACUAUCUCAAACAGGCACAAUUGAGCUUCGACACAAGAAGAAAUCUCAACUAAGAAAGAUCACUGGUUUCCAGUUUGCUCCAGGCAAACCAUCACAAGUUCUUGUCACUUCAGGCGAUUCCAGGAUAAAAAUUUUGGAUGGUUCAGAGGUUGUUCAAAAGUAUAAAGGUUUUCGAAAUUCAAACAGCCAAAUUGCAGCUUCAUUUAGUCCAGAUGGGAGAUACAUCAUAAGUGCAAGUGAAGAUUCUCAAGUAUAUAUCUGGAAGCGUGAAGAGCAUCAUAAAAGUGGAGGCAGUGGUAAAGGUAGAAACGUGCUAGUUAUCCGUUCCCAUGAGCACUUCCAAUGCAAAGACGUUUCAGUAGCAAUAGCAUGGCCUUAUACCAUAAGAGGUGACCCCCCAGUAGUGCCAAUGCACCAUUCCAAAAGACAUUCAAAGCGUUUUCAGGCAGCAUCUGGUAGUGGUGGAGAAGACACAGCAUCGCCAUCUGGUAAGAGAACACUUCCACCCCUUCCCAGCAAGAAGUGUGCCUCUCCAAAGGAAGACACAGAUUCAUUUGCAAGCAGCAAGAGACAUCAUGUGCCAUUGUCUCCAAUGAGAGCUAACUGGCGCACCCAAGAUGAAGAAGACCUUGAUGCUAUUUCACGCACAGAUUCAGGAAUUGGUGACUCUUUUAGUUCAGGGUCAUCCUCAGUUAGGUAUGGUGAUUCACCUUCAUCUGCAUCAUGGUCCUCUUCUUAUUCACUAUUGGACACUAGCCAUGCUUCCUCAUCAAUUAUUCCUUCAGCAUGGGGCUUGGUAAUUGUCACAGCCGGGUUUGGAGGUGAAAUCAAAUGUUAUCAAAAUUUGGGGUUGCCCAGAAAGAUGGGCAUGCAACCCCAUCUUUUUGGAGGCCAUAACAGUUUCUCACAUGCCAACACAUAGAACAUUUUCUCAUUUCUUUCCUCCACACAAAACUUCUAUCGUAGACCAUGCAUUAGUCCCCAUCAUAGAGAGACACAUGGGUCUCCUACACUAGUGCCGUCAAACUUUUAAAUGCAGGAUGAAAGCCUCAAUUUUAUAGAGAUUGUUUAUGAGUUAAUCACCUAUAUACUGUCAGUGUAAAAAAAUUUUAUACUAGUAACUAAUUAUA
Cajanus cajan (pigeon pea) is the source of this 3237-nucleotide messenger RNA. The record is from RefSeq and is a predicted model, not a curated record. NCBI's taxonomy places the organism in Eukaryota, Viridiplantae, Streptophyta, Magnoliopsida, Fabales, Fabaceae.